Aspergillus glaucus CBS 516.65 is the source of this 726-nucleotide messenger RNA. RefSeq names its product SDR family oxidoreductase. The coding region runs from base 1 to 726 and encodes 241 amino acids. The transcript has 3 exons. The record is from RefSeq and is a predicted model, not a curated record. Gene Ontology annotation, molecular function: oxidoreductase activity. NCBI's taxonomy places the organism in Eukaryota, Fungi, Ascomycota, Eurotiomycetes, Eurotiales, Aspergillaceae.
AUGGCAGCAGCACGUUCUACUUGGUUGAUCACUGGCGCCUCCUCGGGCAUGGGCAAGUCGCUUGCUUUUGAAGCUCUCAGGGCCGGCUACAAGGUGAUUGGAACCACCCGCGACGUUGCCAGUGCUGAAACCGCCUGUCCUGAUUUCUCGGCCAAAGGCGGCAUUUGGAUGGGGUUUGAUCCUGCUAGAAAGGAUUCCUAUGAACAAUUUGCCAAGUGCUCUGCAGAACACAAUAUUGAUGUCCUGGUCAAUAAUGCAGGCUAUGCUUUCAUCGGUGGUGUUGAAGAUACCAGUGAGAGUGAAGUUCGUGAUCAAAUGGAAGUCAAUUUUUAUGGACCUCUUCGCACUGUCCGAGCCUGUCUUCCAGUCAUGCGUGCAAGAGGCUCCGGUCACAUCAUUCUGAUUAGCAGUGGUGCUGGCUUCAUAGCCCGGCCUGCACGAGGUACCUAUUCUGCCAGUAAAUUUGCCAUCGAAGCUAUGCAUGAGUCGCUUUCCAAUGAGAUUAAGACUCUUGGUAUCAAAGUCCUCAUAGUGGAGCCGGGUGCGUUCCGUACGCCAUUUACAAGUCGGAUCAUCACUCCCGCCCAGUUUGAGAAUGGCUUCAGUGAGGGUUACAAGAGUACCUUGGUCGAGCAGAUGGUCGCUGGAACUCGACAAAUGAUGUCGGUUCCAGACUUUGUUAAAGGGGACCCUGAUAAAGCAGCACGGGAAAGUUACCUUUCAUGA